Messenger RNA from Penicillium samsonianum, 1737 nucleotides. RefSeq names its product glycoside hydrolase family 13 protein. The transcript has a single exon. Gene Ontology annotation, molecular function: alpha-amylase activity. NCBI's taxonomy places the organism in Eukaryota, Fungi, Ascomycota, Eurotiomycetes, Eurotiales, Aspergillaceae. The coding region runs from base 1 to 1737 and encodes 578 amino acids. Gene Ontology annotation, biological process: oligosaccharide catabolic process. The record is from RefSeq and is a predicted model, not a curated record.
AUGUCUCCCGCUAUAGUGAGCGAAAAGUGGUGGAAAAACUCCAUCAUCUACCAAAUCUAUCCCGCCAGCUUCAAAGAUUCAAAUGGCGAUGGCAUUGGCGACAUCCCAGGGAUUAUCUCGUCUUUAGAUUAUAUCACAAGCCUUGGCGUGGAUGUGAUCUGGCUGUGUCCCAUGUACGACAGCCCGCAGAUUGACAUGGGCUACGAUGUUGCCGACUACCAAAGCGUGUAUGGCCCAUACGGCACUGUCGAGGACAUGGAGACCCUCAUCGAUGCAUGCCACAAGCGUGGACUUCGAAUUAUCCUGGAUCUGGUAGUGAAUCACACCUCAGACCAGCACAAAUGGUUCAAAGAAUCUCGCUCUUCAAAGACAGACCCCAAGCGCGACUGGUACAUCUGGAAGCCAGCGAAAUACGACGCCAACGGGAAUCGUCAGCCGCCAAAUAACUGGCGCAGCAUUUUCGGAGGCAGUGCGUGGGAGUGGGACGAGACAACACAGGAAUAUUAUCUCCAUCUGUUCUGUGUUGAACAGCCCGAUGUCAAUUGGGAGAAUCCCGAGACUCGCCAGGCAGUCUACGAGGAGGCGAUGGAAUUCUGGCUGCAGAAGGGCGUCGAUGGUUUCCGCGUCGAUACUGUCAAUAUGUACAGCAAGCACCCCGAGUAUCCCAAUGCUCCAAUCCUUGACCCAAAGUCCGACACACAACCUGCUUUCUCGUUGUUCUGCAACGGUCCUCGCAUUCACGAGUACAUGCGCGAGAUGAACGAUGUGCUUUCCAAAUACGAUGCAAUGACCGUUGGCGAACUGCCAAACACACAUACCGUUGAGGGUGUUCUGCGCUAUGUCUCAGCAGCAGAGAAGCAGCUAAGCAUGGUCUUUCAAUUCGACCUCGUGGACCUCGGCCAGGGCAAAGACUAUAAGUUCCUGACCACUUUGCGGGGCUGGAAUCUACGAGAACUGAAAACUGCGGUGAAGAGCACACAAGAUAUUAUCAAGGGUACAGAUGCAUGGACCACAGUGUUCAUGGAAAACCACGACCAGGGCCGCUCUGUGAGUCGGUUCGGUUCUGACAAGACACCCGAGCUGAGGGUUCGGUCUGCAAAGAUGCUUGCCAUGAUGCAAGGCACACUUUCCGGCACACAGUUUAUUUACCAGGGCCAGGAGAUUGGAAUGGUGAAUGCACCCCGGGAGUGGACGAUUGACGAAUACAAAGAUAUCGAUAGCACCAACUACUAUCGAAUGACCAGCAAAGUGUCAGGCGACGAUCAAGCCGCGCUGAACACGGCCAUGGAUUCUCUGCAGCAUUUGGCGAGAGAUCAUUCCAGACUCCCCAUGCAGUGGAGUGCUGAAGCCAAUGCUGGCUUUUCACCGGCCUCAUCGGCAAAGCCAUGGAUGCGCCCGAAUGACAAUUACCCCGAGAUCAAUGUGAAGCUCCAAGAGAAAGACUCAUCUUCUGUUCUUUCCUUCUGGAAACAAAUGAAUCAGCUGCGCAAGGAGUAUGCUGAUCUCUUGGUCUUUGGAGAGUUUGAGAUCAUCGACGAGCCAAAUCAGAGUGUCUUCACCUAUACCAAGACAAAUCACAACGAGACCAUUUUGGUGGUUCUCAACUUCUCGGAUACGACACAGAAAUUUGAGAAACCAGAUUCUGUGAAGAGCCAAGAUUGGAAGUUGUUGGCUGGCAAUGUAGAUGGACACAAGGAGGACUUACAGGCGUUUGAGGGAAGAGUGUUUUUGGUUUAG